Molecule: messenger RNA, 388 nt
Organism: Stomoxys calcitrans (stable fly)
Lineage: Eukaryota; Metazoa; Arthropoda; Insecta; Diptera; Muscidae
Gene: COX7AL2
Exons: 3
Coding region: 126-314 (62 amino acids)
Biological process (GO): mitochondrial electron transport, cytochrome c to oxygen
Source: RefSeq, a predicted model, not a curated record
UUUCGCACAUCAGCCAGCCAGCCAGCUGAUUAUUAAAUGCCAUAGCACAAAAGAAAAAAGUCAAAUUGUGCAGAAUCGUCAUUAUCUGGUGUGGGAAUUACAUCAUUGCAUAAUCGAUAAUUAAAAUGGCUUUACCCGAAGAACUUGCUAAAAAUAUGCAAAAAUUCCAGGCUAAAAGCACCGUGCCUGUGUUUCUCAAAGGUGGACCUGCCGACAAAGUUUUAUUUGGUGUUACCGUUGGCCUCUGUGGCAUUGGUCUGCUAAGCAUCUUAGAAAUGGUCUACACCAUGGGUUUCAAAAAGAAGAAUGCUUGAAUCAAAAUGUUUCUCAGCCACAAAUCUUUGAAUUUUAAAGAAAUAUUAAUAAUAAAAUCUUUAUCAUAGGCCAA